CUGUGCCCAGCUGAACCACCCCGAUUUUCAUUUUAUUUGUGAGCUUUAAAAAUGAGCUAUUGAGCUGACUUCUUGAUGAGGUGACAGAUAAGGGUACAAUGCUGAAGAAAAGACAGUCAUCCAGUGACAAUGUGUUCCGGUUCGAGGCUCCCAGCAGCCCGAGGAAGGCUGGUGCCGACGCCCCGCACAGCUCUACCGACAGCCCGGGCUCGGUGUUUCUCAGCUCGGAGGCCGAGAAUGGUGUGGAGGACAAAAAGAAGACCAACAAGUCUCCAACAGCCCAGUCCCCUACCUCAUCAGUGGAGGCCGAGUCCCCAGACCAGAAGAGAAGCAUUGGCUUGUGGUCAAAAUCCAGUUUAGAUGGUGCCACUUAUUCAGGCGAUAAGAAUGAGUGUAAAGUCGAAAGCAAGAGUAAUGCCAAGGCCGAAAGGAAAAAGUCUUCGUCUUCCAGCCAGAUCUCUAUUCCAGUGUUUUCGGUAACCCUCAUAAAGAAAACCAAAACUGCCCUUCUGGUGCCAAAUGCCCUGAUCAUAGCGACAGUCACUGACAGGUACAUAUUCGUUUCCUUACUCUCCAGAGAUUCAACAUACAAACUGCUAAAAUCUGUGUGUGGACAUCUAGACAACACAAGUGUUGGUAACAGCCCCAACCCAUCUUCUGCUGAAAAUAGUUUCCGGACAGAACGCCCUUCAUCUCUGCCUCUGGAUUUCAAUUAUGAAUUCACAGAUCUGGACGGAGUGGUUCGACAAAGAAGGCAGGACAUGGAAGGGUACAGCAGCUCCGGCUCUCAGACUCCAGAAUCUGAGAACUCCCGAGACUUCCAUGUGACAGAAUCUCAGACAGUUCUGAACGUUACCAAGGGAGAAACAAAACCACCUCGGGCAGAUGCCCACGGGAACAGAGUGCCUGAAGGAAAAGCCAAGAGCAUACCUGCUCACGGUCAAUCAGAAACGACUGGGAUCUUGCAUAAAGUCAAGUCUCAGAAAUGUCCAGCCCUCCAUCAUAUCCUUAUAUUCUACGCAGUUGUUGUCUGUGCACUAAUCAUCUCAAGCUUCUACAUGAGAUACAGAAUUAACACUCUGGAGGAGCGGCUGGGGUCCCUGACAGCCCUUGUGGAUACCCACAGUACUGAACAGACAGCACCAUCCAGCCUGGGGUCACAAAUACAACUGAAUGUGGAAGUCCUGUGUCAGGAGCUUACGGCUAACAUAGUGAAAUUAGAAAAGAUACAAAACAACCUUCAAAAGCUGCUUGAGAAUGGUGACUGAGAGACCAGAUUGCUGGGGCCAACACAUUACCUCACGUUUCCGUGAAGAAGGUGCUUCCUGAGAGGGUCUGUUGAGCGCCCCCUGCUGGCCAGAGGCGCAAGAGGCUGAGAAUUCUGUUUUGUGCUUGGAUGUCUCCAGCUCAGGAAAGGAGGAAGGGAAAGAUUUUGCUUCUUGUGCAAUAAAAGUUGAUCUUGUCUCUCUGAAAAAGUUUUUGCUGCUGCUGCUGCCUGAAGAAAACAGACCUAUCUCGGGAGGUCUCAGCGAGAUCCUAAAGGAUGCCUGUAUGUGGGUUGUAAUGGUCAGGAAACACUCCGUGCUUUUCGGCCCUUCCCAGCUUCCUCCUCGCUCCCCUCGCUCCCUUACACCCAUCUUAACCAACCUUCAGACUAUGGGGUACGCAAACAAAUUCAAUUUCGUCCUUUAAAGAAUUAGCCAUGAGCCUCCAAAAGGGCAGUGAACAUCUCCAGAAGAACAGGCUUGCUCCAGACACCUGCAUUUUGUCUCCGCCCCCUCCCCCUUCUGCUGUUAUGUUCUGACUUCUGUGACCUGUGUAUCUUAAUUUCUCUAUUCAGUUUUGGAAGCACGUCAGGUAAAGUUAAAUGAUCCCGUCUGCAUUUUGCUUUGUUUUGUUUCUGUGACUAAUUCCUAAUUGGAGUGAUUCUUACCCAACUCAGGUCAGGAAUCUGUGAGGCAUGAUACUGAGAUACUAAAUUAAACUCACUCUGAAACCAAAACUAAUCUUUAAGCCAAAAGUUGUAGUAGCGAUUUAAUGCAGGAUGAAAAACACUGAAUUUCUCAGACUGUAAGUGGACUACAGUAGCAGCUUUGAGGCAAGAUGUCUGUAUUGGAUGCUAAAACCCACUUAAAAGUAUGGUAAUUAUACGUCUCUCCUUUGCUGACUAAAAUAAAUAACUGGUGGUGUGCUAACUUUAUUUACAGUAUCGGUUGACUGGUUUUUAUUAAUAAUUAUUUAGGGUACCAUAAGAUCUGUAUGUAUAAAACAUUCUGUUUCUGUCUGCAAUGCAUUUUAUAAUCAUUUCUAUGAAAUGUAUUUUGUUUAAUCAGAUAAGCUAAUAAGUAAAUUGGUUAUAUCAUUUGUAUUUGUUAGCCUACUGGACAACAACUGUGCCUGGUGCACCCCGGCUUUUAAUAAAUACUCAUUGGUUAUAACUCUAA
Nannospalax galili (Upper Galilee mountains blind mole rat) is the source of this 2444-nucleotide messenger RNA. RefSeq names its product GRAM domain containing 2B (gene Gramd2b). The transcript has 12 exons. Bases 99 to 1268 code for a protein of 389 amino acids. The record is from RefSeq and is a predicted model, not a curated record. NCBI's taxonomy places the organism in Eukaryota, Metazoa, Chordata, Mammalia, Rodentia, Spalacidae.